Pieris brassicae (large cabbage white) is the source of this 2616-nucleotide messenger RNA. RefSeq lists its product as uncharacterized. The record is from RefSeq and is a predicted model, not a curated record. The transcript has 2 exons. The coding region runs from base 130 to 2616 and encodes 828 amino acids. NCBI's taxonomy places the organism in Eukaryota, Metazoa, Arthropoda, Insecta, Lepidoptera, Pieridae.
UUUUGCUACAAGAUAUAAUUUUUUAUAUAUUUUUGAUGUACUUACUAUAAUGUUUAAGGGGUCAAACAUAGUUUUUAUAGCACUACAGUGUAAUACGUGACCAAAUCCAAUAGCCAAAUAAUCUAAAAUAUGCAUGGGCUACAUCUGAUAAAGUUCCUUAAUAGAGAGCCUGGGAGUUCACAAGUUGUACAACAGAAACCAGAAUCAGUUCGCCAACAUUGUAACCAAACGGAAAAAUUAGUUACACAAAUAUUUAAACCUCAAGUGCAUGCGGAAAAUGAAGACAGUAAGCCAACAAAAAGGCCAUCAGCGCAGGAAUGUAUAAGUCAAAUAUUUAGACGACCCAAUUAUGAUAUUCCUAGAAGUAAAAUCUCAAAACGAUUUCAUAGCUUUUUGUUGCGAAAAGGAAACACUUUGUCAAAUGAUUCCUUUUGUACCGAUAGAAGAAGAAAACAUAAAAGAAAUGAUAAAGAAAAGAGUAAAACGAAACGAAAAGUUUUUUUACCACGAAGCGGAUCUGUUAGUGACAAAAUAGAAGUUCUUUUCAAAUCAAAAAAUUGGAAAUCAAAAAGAAGACGACCUUCGACAUUUAAUUCUAAAGAUAUUUGUAAAUAUGCAAUUCAUUACAACUCUAAAUCAUCUCACGACAUAAAUUAUGAUAAGAAAAAUGGAAAUAACAAGUUCUGUUGUCGAUUACACAUUCCGCAAGUAAAACGUCGUCGCAGAAGCACAACAAUCCCAACAGCUUCGAGUGAUAAUGUACGUCACCGUAAUUUCUACUCAGACCAUAACAUACAACAUACAAAUCUUAAUUCUACAUGCCAGCACCACGCCCAUCAAUUAGAUGGAACAUACAACGUCAUAGAUUUUUCAAAAGCCGCUCGUUUCAAUCCCACUGAUUCUUCUAAAUGUGAACCUCGCCUGUUUAAUACCCAGCAUAUAGCAGUGCCCACUACAUCGUUUGAUAAUUCUAAAGGAGGCGGAGAUAAUGCAGCUUUAUUACCAGUUCAAGGAAAUUGUUUAGUGCCAACUCUUCAGCCAAAAAGUCGUCCUAAAACAAAAGUAUUGUCGAAGUAUAAGAAUUCUUCUAGAUCGUCAAAUGUUCCUACCUGUCCUAUUUUUAUAACCAAAAGCGUAAAAUUAACCCUCUUUGCACUCUCUGUUAUUAUAUGGUUUCCAUGCAUAUUGAUGAUGUCGCUUCUCUGGAUAGUAUCAUAUCCCAUGAGGCCCCACGAAAUACUUCAAACUGUAAGAGAUAUAGAAAGCUGUAAAACAGAGAUAUGCCAAAAUGACGAUCAAGACUUUUGGCAGUCCAUUUAUACUUGUGUUGCUGGUGCUGUUAAAAAGCUAUUAGGUUUCUAUGAAGCCAUGUUCUCUUUGAUUAAAGAUAGAAAUGUGACAAAGUUCAAGAGAAACAGGCUGAGGUUCGGGGCUUCACAAUCUACCUUAUUGCGUCGGAAUAGAAAUAAACAAUAUCCAAACCCUCAAAAGAAGUACAAACUUUAUUAUGAUAAUGAUAGAGGGUGGGUAAUGAAGCCAAUCAAAGUAAGGAAAGAUAAAAGUUUUGAAAAAACUUUCACCACCCGUGAAGAGGCACUAUCUGAAGAAGAUAAAUUAGAUAAGAAUGGGCCUGCACUUGAUUUAAUUAAAUGUAAAAAUGAUGUUUCCAACGUUAAAUUCCCAUUCAAAGAUUCCAAAGUAACUAAAAAAGAACAAGAAUUAGAAAGUCAAGAUCUUUACGCACAAAGCCGACAAGAAUCAGUAGAAACGAAAGAGCAUCAAAUUCAAGGUAUUUCUCGAAAUCGACAAAAUGAAAACAAUAAUACUAAAGUUGGCGAUUGCUUAUGCGAACAUAUAAAGAAAAACGUACCCCAAGAUGUAAAGUGUGUGUGUGAAUCUGUGCAAACUGAAAGCAAACCACUGAAAUCUAAAAAUGUCCCAGUUUAUUCCAGCUUGCAGAAAUCACCUAAAUUCGUAACAUUUAACGAUAAAAUACAACCACAUUCGAAUUCACACUGUAUCUGUCCUAAUGAUGUAUUUUCUAAUGUUUGGAGGCCCUGUAAGAAUUGCUGUUCGCUCAAAAGUACGUGUAUUCAUAAUAAGCCAAAUGUAAGGAUGAACGAAAAGAAGGCACCAUCUCUACCUGUUAUUCAACGAAGAUGUUUGUGUAAUUGUAAGUUUAAUAAACCGAUACAAUGCCUAAACCGGAAAUAUGCUGUACCAAAUAAAUUAAAUACUAAACAACGAAGCCAUUUUCGACAAAGUAAAAGUCGAAAAAAAGUUGCACAACUAAAAUCUAGACCGAAACGCAUAAAUAAAUUUUCACAGUUCUGCCAAAGAUUCCGAAAAAAGGCAGCGGUCAUUGUUCAAGAGGCCGACACCAAAGUGUGGAACUGUGAUAAUUGUGAAGAUGUUUUUGUUCAAACUUUGCGGAAAAGACGCUAUGCCUGGGUUCACCGUCAAUGGCCGAAAUUUUAUCCUUAUUUCUUGAUAUUCUGUCAAUUUUAUGAAAAUUUGGCAUAUGCUAUGUUAUACGUUUGCACGGCGUGUAUUUGGUGUCCUGUUUUCUGUUGGUGUUAUUUCUGUUGUAACUUAUUUUGCAGAUGUGUGCUAUAA